This is a messenger RNA of Callorhinus ursinus (northern fur seal), 2365 nucleotides long. RefSeq names its product kelch domain containing 4 (gene KLHDC4). Lineage: Eukaryota; Metazoa; Chordata; Mammalia; Carnivora; Otariidae. The record is from RefSeq and is a predicted model, not a curated record. Gene Ontology annotation, molecular function: protein binding.
CGCUGCCCGCGCCUCUGGGAGUCCUGCUACCCCCUCGGACCGGCGCGAUGGGCAAGAAGGGCAAGAAGGAGAAGAAGGGCCGCGGGGCGGAGAAGACGGCUGCCAAGAUGGAGAAGAAGGUGUCCAAGCGCUCGCGGAAGGAGGAGGAAGACCUUGAAGCUCUGAUAGCCCAUUUCCAGACACUGGAUGCCACAAAGACUCAGAUUGUGGAGACACCAUGCCCCCCACCUUCACCAAGGUUACAUGCCUCUUUCUCUGCUCAUCCUGAGAAAGACGAAUUAAUCCUUUUCGGAGGUGAAUAUUUCAAUGGCCAAAAAACAUUUAUGUAUAAUGAGCUAUACAUCUACAAUAUCAGGAAGGACUCCUGGACCAAAAUGGAGAUCCCCAAUCCACCUCCAAGGCGCUGUGCUCACCAGGCUGUGGUGGUGCCUCAGGGCGGAGGACAGCUGUGGAUCUUUGGAGGGGAGUUUGCUUCUCCCGACGGAGAGCAGUUCUACCACUACAAGGAUCUCUGGGUGCUGCACUUGGCCACCAAGACCUGGGAGCAAGUAAGAUCAACAGGAGGCCCUUCAGGUCGGAGUGGACAUCGGAUGGUAGCCUGGAAGAGACAGUUAAUCCUUUUUGGUGGCUUCCAUGAGAGUACAAGAGAUUACAUCUACUACAAUGAUGUGUACGCCUUUAACCUGGACACGUUCGUUUGGAGCAGACUAGCCCCAUUAGGGGCUGGGCCCACACCUCGGUCAGGCUGCCAGAUGUCCGUCACCCCCCAGGGCAGCAUUGUCAUCUAUGGGGGCUACUCAAAACAGAGAGUCAAGAAAGAUGUGGACAGAGGCACCCAGCAUUCAGAUAUGUUCCUGUUGCAGCCUGAGGAUGGAAGAGAAGCAGGCAGGUGGGCGUGGACCCGGAUUAAUCCUGCAGGAGCCAAGCCCACUCCGAGGUCUGGCUUUUCGGUGGCUGUGACCCCAAACCAUCAGACGCUGCUCUUUGGGGGAGUGUGUGACGAGGAAGAGGAGGAGAGCCUGGAGGGGGACUUCCUCAACGACCUGCAUUUCUAUGAUGCCACCAGAAACCGCUGGUUUGCGGGGCAGCUGAAGGGACCUAAGUCAGACAAGAAGAAACAGAGGAGGGGCAAAAAAGCAGAGCCCGAAGGUGCUGACAAGCAGGAGCGUGGGGGGGCCGGUGCCCAGGAGCCGCUGGAGGUGGUCAGAGAGGUGGUCACAGAGGACGGGACCGUGGUCACCAUUAAACAGAUGGUGGCUGCCCCGGGCUCGGCUGGACAGCCCCUAUCUGACGAGGAGGACAGCCCUGACGAAGCCGGCGGCCCCGUGGUGGAGCCGAGCCCCCGCUCGAACGCCAUGCUGGCCGUAAAGCAUGGGCGGCUCUACCUCUACGGAGGCAUGUUUGAGGCAGGUGACCGCCAGGUCACCCUCAGUGACCUCUACUGCCUAGAUCUCCACAAGAUGCAGGAGUGGACGGUCUUGGUGGAGAUGGAUCCAGGAGCUCAGGAGUGGCUGGAGGAGACGGGCUCCGGAGAGAGCAGUGAGGAGGGCGAGGGCGCCGAGGACAGCGGCGGGGAGGCCGGGGAUGUGCUCUCAAGGCAAGCUUAAGGUUUUGAAAGAACACUUGUAUGUGGAGUGCAGUGAGCGGCGCCGUGUUGGCUUCUUGGAUGGAGUGAAGAAUGCCCUCGCCAUGUGGUUUCUUUAAACGCGGUGCCCGUGCUCGCCCCGUCAGGCGGUGAGCGGGUGGCCUCUGGAGCUGCCAGACCCAGGCCUCCGUCCUGGGCUCAACGUGCUUGCCUCCUGCCCCUCCUUCCCCGCGGAGCAGCUCCUGCACGCACGGUUGGGCCCGCCGAGCGGCUUGCAGACGGCCUGCCCGGGCUCCAGCGGUAUCGGGUAGGGCUCACCCUGGACAACGUGGGCCCCCACGCCGGGAAGGGAGCAGCCCACGCUGUGCCAAUCGCUUUGUGUGAUGACCUGGCCUGAGCAACCUCUCCUCCCCCCACCGCCCCCAGAAGUUAACCUGAGUGAGGUGCAGUUGCCUUCCCUCAGUAUUGCUGGGUGUGGUUUAAAAUAAAGCGGCCUUGGGGCACAGCCGCAGCAGAGGUGGUGAUCUGUGCGGCCCCGUUUGCCCUGGUGGUGGUGGCGGGGCCCCCUGCUGCAGGCGGCACCUGGAAGAUGAGGGGGCACGCGGGUGCUUUGUGGGCGGUUUCCCUUUGGCCAGACAAGGAGCCGCAUGUCCUGGUUGAUGGUACCUUGUCCGCCUGUAGGUCUCUGAUUUCUAGAAGUUCUUGGUGGCAGCCCGCCGACCACCUUUACACGCUUUGUGUCUCUGCCGAUCUUUGAAAUAAAGUUCCUGUUGGCUGGGC